AUGACGGAAGCAAGGAUACCACCAGCAGUUUACACUAAGACGGAUUGGAAGAUUAUCAAUGGACUACCCACAGACUUUGCUGUCUCGAUCUUUGCAGACCGCGUAUUUAUUGCCGUGACGCAGCUAGGCACCUUUGGCACUUUGCUUGAAGCGUAUCAGAAGGACACUAUUAGUGGCAAAUUACAAUCGGAUAUCCACGUUCGUCUUGGGCGGCGCGACGAUCCGCUACUUCUCGUCUAUGCUCGCCAAUUGCUGGAACACUUUGGUGUCCCUGUCGGUCUGCCCGUCUUGGUGGCUAUCGGAUUGAAAGAUCGGUCGUCACAGACGUUUGAGGUUGUGAUGAAGUGCGUUAAAGAGCUUUUCAGUCAGGCUCGCAAUGCACAAGCCAAGCAGUAG
Messenger RNA from Plasmopara halstedii, 396 nucleotides. RefSeq lists its product as uncharacterized. The transcript is spliced from 4 exons. Lineage: Eukaryota; Oomycota; Peronosporomycetes; Peronosporales; Peronosporaceae. The record is from RefSeq and is a predicted model, not a curated record. The coding region runs from base 1 to 396 and encodes 131 amino acids. Gene Ontology annotation, biological process: proteasome assembly.